AUGGUGGAAAGUAUUCAAAUAAAUGAAUGUGAAACGAUGAAUGGAAAUUUGGAAUGUUUACCCAAUGGACAGUGUGUUGAUGAUAUUAACGGUUUUCAUUGUCAAUGUUUACCAGGCUUUACAGGCCCAAAAUGUAAAGAAAUAUUAAAUUUUAACCAAAAUAAAUGUCAAAACAAUACUUGUAAUAAUAAUGGAGAAUGUUUGGAAUAUUUAAAUAAUUCUACAUUUAAAUGUAAAUGUAAUGCUAAAUUUGUUGGAAAAUAUUGUCAAAUUGAUAAAAAUAAAAUUAAUUGUGUAGAUAAUAAUCCUUGUGAAAAUGGGGGUAAAUGCUUUGAAAAAGGACGAGGAGGAGGAAAUGGGCAAAUUAAUUGUUUAUGUCCCCCAAACUAUUCCGGACAAUUUUGUGAAGAUUAUACCGAUCCUUGUAGCGAAAUGCCCUGUCUAAAUGGUGGAAAAUGUAUUAACAUUCCUUCAUCAUCUCAACCUAAUUUUCGUUGUGAAUGCCCGAAAGAAUUUUCUGGGAAAUUUUGUGAAGAUUUUAAAGAUUAUUGUGGGAAUAGUAAGGAGGGAUUUGAUGGUAAUAUUAAUGCUUCUUCUCUUUGUUUUGGACAUGGAAUGUGUGAGAAUAUUUGGGGAGGAUAUAGAUGUAUUUGUAAUGAAGGAUGGCGUGGUCCUAACUGUUCAUCGCAAGUUGAUGUUUGUACAGAAGAAUUACCCUGUUUAAAUGAAGGAAGGUGUAUUCUGUUAGAUAAUGAGGGAAAAGAUAAUUCGACUCAAUCAACAUUUAGCUGUGAAUGUCCAAACUAUUUUGAAGGCGAACGCUGUGAAUUAGCUGGAACUUGUUCGAAAAAUCCCUGCCUUAACAACGGUCAAUGUAUACAAAAAAACAUAUCAGCACACAAAUGCGAAUGUCCAACAGGAUUUUGGGGGUUAUCCUGUGAAAAACGUUUAGACUUUUGUUUGGGAGAGCCUUGCAUGAAUGGAGGGACUUGUAUUUCCAAAACUAAUGGUUUUGAAUGUUCUUGUAUUGCUGGAUUUGUUGGAGAGAAGUGUGAGAUUGAUGUAGAUGAAUGCGAGGAAGCUUUGAAAGCUUUAAAUAAAAAUGGGACAAACGUUGAUAUUACUAAGAUAUGUGGAGUAGGAAGAUGUGUGGAUAGAGUAAAUGGAUUCGAAUGCGAUUGCAGUGGAACUGGAUAUUCGGGUUCUUAUUGUGAAUUUGAUAUCGAUGAAUGUGAAACUACUUCUUCCUCUUCAAUCUGCCAAAACAAUGGAACAUGCCACAAUUGGCCAGGAACUUUUAAAUGUGAAUGUAAAUUAGGCUUCAUCGGCAUUCAUUGCCAACUCCCCAAUCUUUGCCAUCCCGACCCCAAUUUAAACCAAACACUUCAUAAUUGUGUUCAUGGUCGUUGUGUCCGUCCUCGUGUAGUGUUGGGUGUUGAUGGGCAUGAAUAUGCAACUCAUGAUUGUGAAUGUAUGGCUGGUUAUACUGGAGAUUUAUGCAUGCGCCUAAUAGAAUCACAACAACAGUCAAUAUCCUUAUACAGCUUUAUAGCAUUAGGAGUUGUUGUAAUUGUGUUGUGUAUAGCUUUGGGUUUAUUAUUAAAUUUUUUUAUUGUUUGUACAAAAAGAAAACGAGCAAAUCAGGGAACUUAUAGUCCCUCAACACAAGAAAUGACUGGAAAUGCUAGAUUUUUUAUUACAGCAAAUUAUCAGCAAAAAUUAAAUAAAAAUAAACAAAAAAUACAAUCACCUAAAAGAAAAAUUUAG
Meloidogyne enterolobii is the source of this 1767-nucleotide messenger RNA. The record is from the annotation of a GenBank genome assembly. NCBI's taxonomy places the organism in Eukaryota, Metazoa, Nematoda, Chromadorea, Rhabditida, Meloidogynidae.